Messenger RNA from Chenopodium quinoa (quinoa), 3309 nucleotides. Its product is annotated as endonuclease 2. The transcript is spliced from 9 exons. Lineage: Eukaryota; Viridiplantae; Streptophyta; Magnoliopsida; Caryophyllales; Amaranthaceae. The coding region runs from base 1287 to 2156 and encodes 289 amino acids. Gene Ontology annotation, biological process: DNA catabolic process. Gene Ontology annotation, molecular function: nucleic acid binding; endonuclease activity. The record is from RefSeq and is a predicted model, not a curated record.
UAAAAACAAAAAAUUGAGAAAGCAGUCGAGUAUAAUACCUGAUAUAGUGAUAUUGUAAAUUUGUAAUUUGAUCUUGGAAGUUGAAAUUGAUAUUGAAUUGGAACAAAAAAAAAAUGUACGGAGUAGAAGGAGGGGAAAGGCCAAAGGGUUAGGUUUCACAAUGAAUUAAUUUGUCAGGUAUUUUUUUUUGGAAUUGGGAAGCUAAGGAAUCGAAAUUGGGAAGCUAAGGAUUCUUUUCCUUUUCCUAAAUUUUCUCUUAGUUAGCCGUAUAAAGCCAUCAGUUUUAGUUUUUUUUUUAUUUUUUUUAUUUUUUUAAUUGGGCUUUAAAACUUUUUCCCCAAAAGUCAUCAGGGGCCAAGCCCAAGGGAACCCCUCUUGGGUGGGUGGUUUUAGAUCUAGGUUUAGUUUGGGAGGGUUAGGGUUAGGUGGGGUGGGUUAAGGUGGGGGCUCUGGUUAGGUUAGGGCUAGGAAGUGGGUCGGGUUUAGAUGGGGCAAUGUUGGCGGUUUUAAAUCUAGGUUUAGUUUGGGAGGGUUAGAGUUAGGAGGGGUGGGUUUAGGUGGUGGCUGUGAACGGUUAGGGCUAGGAAAUGGGUCGGGUUUAGGUGGGUCGUGGUGGGUGGUGUGGUUCAGUUAGUUGGGUGGGGGUGGGGUUGACAGCUGCGUUUUGGGUGGUUGUAGGUGGUGAUACGCCAUGCCGGCGGUGGCGCGAUGUAUUUUUUUUAAUUUCAUGAAAUAAUUUUCCGAUGGAUUUUUCCGUCCGCUUUUCCGACGACCAGUUCCGACGGAAUUCAGGGUGUUUUCGACGGAUUUUUUUCCGUCGAAAAUGGCCGGUUUUCUAGUAGUGUGUGAGCAAUGUUAUCUAUUUAUUUAUUUUUUUAUUUUUUGAAGAAGAGCAAUGUUAAAAGUUGAAACAUGUUACAAGUAUAAAUAAAAAUGGAGAAAGUACCAUGCUCCGUAUAUUGAACUCCCUCGGCAACAAUUUUUCACACAUAUAUUGAGAGGCAAAAGAGGUACGAAUUUAACCAUCCAACUAAAGUCAAAAGAUAUGAUUUGAUAUACAAAUUAAAUGGAGGAUAUGCUACUAAAUAUGUACAACAAAGUUUCACAAAUUCACACUUAGCCUUUAUUUUGUUGAUAUUUUCUUCCUUUUUGAGACCUUUUCCCAUUGAUAUAAGAACAAUGCACAAAAUAUAUAGAUACUACUGACCUAGCUACUGUAUUAAUUAAUUUGCAUCACAAAUUCAAAAAUUCACAUUCAAGAAAAACCAAAAAAAAAGGGAAUACAAAUGGAAACUAUGAAAUUGACGCUAGUUUUCCUCUUUGUUGCGCUUUUCUGUUCAAAUGUUCAUUGUUGGGGCAUUGAUGGUCAUGCAUCUGUUUGCAAAAUUGCUCAGUUGCGGUUAAGCGAUGGGGCAAAUGAAGCAGUGAAGCAGCUGCUACCAGAUUACGCGGAAGGGGACUUAGGGAGUUUAUGUUCAUGGGCAGACCAUGUUAAGUUCCGUUACCAUUGGUCUUCACCCCUCCAUUACAUUAACGUCCCUGAUUCUCUUUGCACUUUCCUGUACAACAGGGAUUGCAAGGAUGAAGAUGGCGUGAAGGACAAUUGUGUUGCUGGGGCUAUUAACAAUUACACCACUCAACUUAUUGCCCAUAAAAGUAACAGUCUUGUUUCAUCGUCUAAUCAAUAUAACUUCACAGAAGCACUUCUUUUCCUAUCUCAUUUUAUUGGAGAUAUUCACCAGCCACUACAUGUGAGUCAUGUUUCAGACAAGGGAGGAAACACAAUAGAUGUGCACUGGUACACAAGGAAGACUAAUCUACAUCACGUUUGGGAUGACAGCAUUAUUGAAACAGAAGAAAAAGACUCGUACAAUACAAAUGUGGAUGACCUCGUUGCUGCAAUCCAGCAUAAUAUUACGAAUGAAUGGGCUGAUCAAGUUCCAGAGUGGGAAAACUGCGAUCAUGACAAACCAACAUGUCCAAACAUAUAUGCAUCAGAAAGUGUAAAUGCAGCUUGUAAUUGGGCUUACAAAGAUGUUGAUGAAGACUCAACACUAGAAGAUGAUUACUUCUUUUCUCGAUUACCAAUAGUUAAUCAACGAUUAGCACAAGCCGGGGUACGAUUAGCUGCCACACUUAAUCGUGUGUUUACUUAACAACUUAACUGGUGUAAUUUGUGGCAAUUUCCGAAUUCGAAUUUAGUAGGCAUCUAAUAAAGGUUGGAUUAUUGGCAAAUCGAUCGAUUAUAAAAGAUUUCUUGUUAUAUUAACUCUAAUACUUGAUGCCCCUUCAUUACUAAAUUUUCUUUCUGUUUUGACUUUUUUUUUUUUUUUUUUUUUUUUUUUUUUUUACCGUUCAGAUAGAAAGAACUUAAGGAAAAGCGUAAGAUAUAUGAUAUUUGGAUCCAGUAAUAGUGCUCGUAUACAAAUGAUUGAUAGGAAGGUGAAAUCUACAAAUUACAUAAUUCUAUGAGUAAAAGUUAGUAUUUUAUUGGCAAUGUCAAAGCUCACUUGAGUAUUAUUGGUGUUGUUCUCUCUUAUUUUUCAAUGUGGGACAAAAACUCUAAACUUACACGUGAGUAAUUUUCCUAACGAUUGAUAACUUAUGUAACGUGUUCUCCAAGGUUCUUCAUACAUGUAUCUUAAUACACUACGUGUAUGUGUAGCUUUGCUCCCAUUUUAGUAGUUAUAUAUCACCUUCCCAUCUCUUUUUGUUUCAACCAAAUUAGCUCAAACAUGGGUUACUCGUAGGAUCAAAACAACACUCUUUUUCCAAAAAGGUAACUUAGGCUACGUAGCAAUGUAUUUUGAGAAGAGACGUUUAUGUGCACUAAACUAUUGGAGUGAAUUGUACAUUUCAUCAGUCUUUGUUUUUUUUUAUCUGGCAAGUUUCCACUAUUUUUCCAUUUUCAAGUAGUGAUUUGUGAAUAUGAGUGCAAUGAUCAACAUUUCCCCUUUUGCUUACUUCUUGUUCUUGGACACUUGCCAAAACUAAACGUGCGUAAUUUAUUAAUUUGCACCUUUAUAUUAAGAAUGCAUGAACGCCUUAAGGACAGUGGUAUAGACGAGAUUGAAUUAUAGAUGUUACAUAGGCUAGUUGGUGUUAACACUCCCCAUUUUGUAGAAAUACAUAGUAUAAACCAUGCAUAUGCGGAUAUGCCCAUAAUAUUACAAUUAUUCCCACACAAAAGGGCAUCUCUUUGCUUUGCCAUUUUCUUUAUCUAUCUAUCUUGAAAAAGCAUAACUCAUGAUAAAAGUUAGAGACAGAUUCUUGUUUUUUGCUACAGAUAUGAUAGAAGAGUCAACAUAA